AUGUCCGACUCCAAGAAAAAAUACAAGUCGUCCAGUCAACCACGAGCUGUAUCUGCUUCUGAAAUUGCUCGUAAUUUGGAUAAUUUUGAAACAUGGUCGUCACAUCAAUGUUGUGAACAAGUUUCUCUCUCUGACCCCCCUGAAUUUCAAGAGGAUGUGAACAAUCUCUUUGGUACCACAAAUCGAAUUCCCCGCUCCUGGUUAGACAGGAGUGCAAGCAACGAACUAUUUGAAGACGUAUGUGUCGUUUUCAGUGCAUGGAAGCAUUUGGCACAAAUGAGGAGUUCCAAAGAGAAAUGGUCUGAGGUGGACUUCGUGGCUAACAUACAACGUACUCUGAACUUCUGGAAUCAGAGAAAGCACCUUCCGGGUGCAAUGCGCGAUUUCGCUCCCACAACCGCAAGACACAUUUCAAACGCCUUCGAUGUGCCCCGUGUAUUGAAUACGAAGACCGUCAUCCCUGACUGCGCAAUCUUCAUUCCCACUUCAUGA
Molecule: messenger RNA, 492 nt
Organism: Suillus plorans
Lineage: Eukaryota; Fungi; Basidiomycota; Agaricomycetes; Boletales; Suillaceae
Exons: 5
Coding region: 1-492 (163 amino acids)
Source: RefSeq, a predicted model, not a curated record